ACACCGGACUCUUUCAUCAAUCUCAGAGAAUCGUUCCGUUCGCUCCUCACGCGCCCGCGUUAUUAAAAGCGCUCGCGUCGUGACUCUCUUCGUUUACCUUUAAAUGGAAAACCUUUGAGCGACGCCGUGAUUGGUCCGCCUGGCUGUCAAUCACUCGCGACGGGGCGGAACCCUCGGGCCGCUGUUACUGACUGGAACCCAUCCGCGGAGCAGCGCUCGUCGAGAUCCGAACAGUACCAACAGAACCGAGAAAUGGACUUAAAAGCAGCAUAAUGUCGGAUUCGUGAGGCUCUGGAGCUCGUGAAACACCGAUCGAUUGUGUUUAAUGAGGAGGACCUCGAUGUUACAGGAAGCGGGGGAGGGAAGAUCCGCAGCGACGCGCUAUUUUUAUCGUUAUAUAUUAUCUGGACUCGGUAUGAGCUAAAGUAACGCUACCGUCUCAGUCUGUGUGCCUGUGGACCUGUCCUUCAACCGGAAUAAACGGCUGUUACCGGACACAAUCGCGCUGGCGGACGGAGCCGCAGGGCAACCCUAUGCCAUGGAUUUAAAAACUGCUGUUUUCAACGCCGCCCGAGACGGCAAACUGAGACUCCUCCAGAAACUCUUAGAGAACAAGAACGAUCACGACGUCAUGAAGCUGAUGGCGGAGAAGACCAACGGAGCGACGCCGUUACUCAUGGCGGCGCGGUACGGUCACCUGGAGCUGCUGGAGUACCUGAUCGAGUGCUGCUGCGCGCCUGUGGAGGUCGGGGGCUCGGUGAACUUCGACGGCGAGAUCAUCGAGGGAGCGCCGCCGCUGUGGGCCGCCUCGGCCGCCGGACACCUGAAAGUCGUGCAGUCUCUGCUGGGACACGGCGCCUCUGUGAACAACACGACUCUCACCAACUCCACCCCGCUCAGAGCCGCCUGCUUCGACGGACACCUGGAUAUCGUCAGGUACCUGGUGGAGCACAAAGCGGAUCUGGAAGUGGCCAACAGGCACGGACACACCUGCCUCAUGAUAUCAUGUUAUAAAGGACACAAGGAGAUCGCACAGUACCUGCUGGAGAAAGGAGCCGACGUCAACCGGAAAAGCGUGAAAGGUAACACGGCUCUACACGACUGCGCUGAGUCCGGGAGCCUGGAGAUCAUGAAGAUGCUGCUGAAGUACGGCUCCACUAUGGAGAAGGACGGUUACGGGAUGACGCCGCUGCUCUCGGCCAGCGUGACGGGACACACCAACAUCGUGGAUUUCCUGACGCAGCACCCUCAGACGAGCAGAACGGAGCGCAUCAAUGCUCUGGAGCUGCUGGGGGCCACGUUCGUGGAUAAGAAGAGAGACCUGCUGGGAGCGCUGAAGUACUGGAAGAGAGCCAUGGAUCUGCGGCACAGCGACCCCAACCACGUGCUCCUGAAGGACGAGCCCAAGCAGCUGGCGCCGGCCUACGAUUACAGCAGGGAGGUGAACACGUUCGAGGAGCUGGACAGCCUGAUCGCUGACCCCGACGACAUGCGCAUGCAGGCGCUGCUGAUCCGAGAGCGCAUCCUCGGGCCCUCGCACCCGGACACGUCCUACUACAUCCGCUACCGCGGGGCCGUCUACGCCGACUCGGGCAACUUCGAGCGCUGCAUCAAGCUGUGGAAGUACGCUCUGGACAUGCAGCAGAGCAACCUGGACGCGCUCAGCCCCAUGACGGCCAGCAGCCUGCUGUCCUUCGCCGAGCUCUUCUCCUUCAUGCUGCAGGACCGAGCCAAGGGUCUGCUGGGGACCUCCGUGUCCUUCCAGGAGCUGAUGGAGAUCCUCAGCAAGAGCGUGCUGGAGAUCGAGCGCGCCAUCAAGCAGCCGCAGCCCGGCCCGGACCCAGCGCAGCUCAGCAAGGUGCUGUCCAUCAUCCUGCACCUCAUCUGUCUGCUGGAGAAAGUGCCGUGCACCGUGGAGCAGGACCACUUCAAGAAGGAGACCAUCUACAAGUUCCUGAAGCUGCAGGCCUGCGGGAAGAACGGCUUCAGUCCGCUGCACCUGGCCGUGGACAGGAACACCACCUGCGUGGGCCGCUACCCCGUCUGCAAGUUCCCCUCCUUCCAGGUCACGUCCAUCCUGCUGGAGUGCGGCGCUGAUGUGAACUGCCGCGACGAGGACGACAACAGCCCUCUGCAUGUGGCUGCGUCCAACAACCACCCCGACAUCAUGAACCUGCUGAUCUCCUGCGGCACACACUUCGACAGCACCAACUCCCUCAAACAGACGGCCUGCGACCUGCUGGACCAGAAGGAGCUGGCCAAGAACCUGAUCCAGCCCAUCAACCACACCACGCUGCAGUGUCUGGCGGCGCCGCUCAUCAAACACGGCCUGGUGUACCGCGGGAACAUCCCCGAGCGGCUGGAGGCCUUCGUGCUGCUGCACAGAUAGUGCUUCGCUCCGAGCCCUGCUGCGUUUCUUCAUCGCCUUUGCUUCCUCCAUGCAGAGACGGUCGGAGCGGGGGUUCGGUUCUGUCCAGCAUUAGGGCCAUAGAUCGAUGCUGAUUCUGAGAUCUUCCGAAUGCAUCUCGACUCUCUCUGGAAUCGAUUCUGAGUGUAGAUUUUAACAGCAGACGGCGCUCUACUCUAGUUUUCAUGAAGAAGAGCUGAAAAGCACUCUCUGUAAUUUCACCUGGGCUCAGAAUGACUUUAAUUUAAACACAGCCCACUGUGAACACCCGUGUGAUUCACUUCAACCUUUUUGAAUUUAAUGAAUGAUUGUUUUAGGUUCGAGUGUGUAAGGAUUUGGAGACGAGCAGAGUACGGCUGUUUAUAAAGCAUGCAGUGUUCAAAACGAAGCUCAGAAUCGACUCGAGAAAGAAUUUGGGAAAUCUCAGAAUCGAUGCGGAAUUUUUUCUCGAUUCGCGACGCAUCGAUUUAUCUUCCCAGCCCUGCUUGAUGUUUGCCGAUACCAUAAGUGCUUUUAUUCUUCCUAUGCACAGGCUGUUAUAUGGGACUGUUCUGUGUUUCUGGAUUGUGUUCAUGCGAAUGCCUGUUUUCUGUCCUCUUCUCCUCUCUGUCUCCUGAUCCGAUGGUGGAACGGCCUGCUCGAGGAAACACGUCUCUAUCGAAUGUUUAAUCUUUGAACCCAAACCAAACCUCCCGAGUGUUGUUGCACAGCAUGUGCUGGUGUUUAGCAGUUCACCGUCAGAUGUACAAACCAGUGCCCGCAUCAGCAGCUCUGCGUUUGUGAUGAUGAUGAUGAUGAUGAUGAUGGGAUCUUCAGCUCUGCGUAGUUUAAGUUCAGCUUUAGCUACAUUUGUGUGGUUUGAACUCAAGGGCUUUAGAUUCUUCUACAGGCACAAUACACUAGUAAAUGAAACAGAUGUACAGUCAAAGGACUUGCACUUUAUUGCAGUGAAAUUUGAUAUUCAUAUUAUGAUAGCAUAAAGCUUGUUGAUGUCUAUAGAGCAUAAUUGAUAAUAAACCUCUGCUGCACUCGA
Molecule: messenger RNA, 3440 nt
Organism: Cyprinus carpio (common carp)
Lineage: Eukaryota; Metazoa; Chordata; Actinopteri; Cypriniformes; Cyprinidae
Product: protein fem-1 homolog C
Molecular function (GO): protein binding
Source: RefSeq, a predicted model, not a curated record